AUGGAAGACUGCAUAAGACACAGAGCCAUCAACAGAGCUGCCUUCUUUGAGGUGGAGAUCCUGGACCUGAAGAGCAAAACCCAGUUGUGCUUCCUGGAUAAGGUGGAGCCCAAUGCCACUAUUGCAGAAAUCAAGAAUCUGUUCCAUAAGAGCUACCCCAAAUGGCAUCCAUCAAGACAAGCUUUGAAGCUGCACCCAGAAGGAAAAGCUCUGAAAGAUGAUGAUGUAUUAGAGGACCUGCCAGUGGGGACAACAGCCACAAUGUUUUUCCAGGAUCUUGGCCCUCAGUUAGGGUGGACAAUAGUUUUUUUGGCUGAGUGUAUUGGACCCCUCUUCAUCUAUCUGCUGUUCUACUAUCGAAUCCCAUACAUCUACACACAAGAAUACAACUACACCACCAGUCCCUAUAAAGUGGUCAAGCUGGCUUGUUUCGGUCACACUUUCCACUAUAUGAAGAAGCUGCUGGAAACAAUAUUUAUCCAUCAUUUUUCUCAGGGAACACUGGCUCUAAACACCAUGAUGUUGAACUGUCUGUACUACUGGGGAUUCGCAGCAUGGCAGGCCUACUACAUCAAUCAUCCUCUUUAUACACCUCCAUCCUAUGGAAAUCGUCAAAUCUACCCAGCACUGCUUAUGUUUUUGCUCUGUGAAACAGGAAACUUUUUCAUUCAUAAGGCUCUAAAUUGUAUCAGUUGUAAUGGAUCCAGGCCCACAGAGAUCCCUUACCCAACAAAGAAUCCUCUCACAUGGCUCUUCUUUUUUGUGUCCUGCCCAAACUACACUUACGAGGUGGGAGCAUGGCUUAGUUUCGCUGUGAUGACUCAGUGCGUACCAGUGGCAGUGUUCGCAUUUAUAGGUUUUGUACAGAUGACUAUUUGGGCGAGAAGAAAGCACAAAGCCUAUAUACAGGAGUUCCAAGACUACCCUGAACUGAGGACCGCCAUCAUUCCACUCUUCCUGUGA
Messenger RNA from Chanos chanos (milkfish), 963 nucleotides. It is a transcript of the gene tecrl2b, whose product is annotated as trans-2,3-enoyl-CoA reductase-like 2b. Lineage: Eukaryota; Metazoa; Chordata; Actinopteri; Gonorynchiformes; Chanidae. The transcript has 13 exons. Bases 1 to 963 code for a protein of 320 amino acids. The record is from RefSeq and is a predicted model, not a curated record. Gene Ontology annotation, biological process: very long-chain fatty acid biosynthetic process. Gene Ontology annotation, molecular function: oxidoreductase activity, acting on the CH-CH group of donors.